Messenger RNA from Plenodomus lingam JN3, 798 nucleotides. RefSeq lists its product as uncharacterized. The record is from RefSeq and is a predicted model, not a curated record. Gene Ontology annotation, cellular component: plasma membrane. Gene Ontology annotation, molecular function: water channel activity. Lineage: Eukaryota; Fungi; Ascomycota; Dothideomycetes; Pleosporales; Leptosphaeriaceae. Gene Ontology annotation, biological process: transmembrane transport; water transport.
AUGUCCGAGAAAGGUGACCACGCGAAGGAGCCUGAGCUCGGUCUUCCCUUUCGCGAGCCUACGACUACACAGCCACGCGAGACCGUUCGACCACAUCACACGCUAAGAACGGAAUUGGCUGCCUUCUUUGGAGAGUUCAUAGGCACUUUCAUGUUCCUCUCUCUCGCCUUCUCCGGCACGCAAAUCGCCCUAAAUGCGACCAGCAAUGCUCAAUUGAAACCGAGUGACAUCCCUGCUCCCGAUGUCGGGAAGCUGCUCUACAUCUCCUUUGCAUUUGGUGUCUCGCUUGCCAUCAACGUUGCAAUCUUUGCCGAUGUUAGCGGCGGAAAGUUCAAUCCGGCUGUAACCACGGCUCUAUUCAUCACUGGUCAGAUCCACUGGCAUCGCGCAGCCCAGACUAUCCUCGCCCAGCUCAUCGCUGGUAUGGCAGCCGCUGGCUUCGUCGAGGCUCUACUACCGGGCCCACUGAAUAUUGCAACCACUCUGGCGCCCUCCAUGAGCGUCACACGUGGCCUCUUCCUCGAGGCAUUUGUCACAUCUCAGUUGGUCUUGACCAUCCUGAUGCUGAAGGCCGGACCGUCGAAGCCCAUGUACAUUGGUUUUUCGCUAUUCAUCGCGCACAUUUGCAGUGUGUAUUUCACGGGUGCUAGCUUGAAUCCUGCAAGGAGCUUUGGACCAGCCGUAGUCAUUGGCUUUACUGGAUAUCAUUGGAUUUACUGGCUUGGCCCGCUUCUUGGGGCGGUAGUUGCAAGUGGCGCGUAUGCGUUGAUUGAGUACAUACGACAUGAGAGGGUGUAG